Scheffersomyces stipitis CBS 6054 is the source of this 1760-nucleotide messenger RNA. It is a transcript of the gene BCY1, whose product is annotated as cAMP-dependent protein kinase regulatory subunit. Gene Ontology annotation, biological process: regulation of protein phosphorylation. Gene Ontology annotation, molecular function: cAMP-dependent protein kinase regulator activity. NCBI's taxonomy places the organism in Eukaryota, Fungi, Ascomycota, Pichiomycetes, Serinales, Debaryomycetaceae. Gene Ontology annotation, cellular component: nucleus; cAMP-dependent protein kinase complex. The record is from RefSeq and is a predicted model, not a curated record. Bases 435 to 1760 code for a protein of 441 amino acids. The transcript is spliced from 2 exons.
AAACAUAUCAAGAUCAUUCUGUCAGACAUAGGUUGCUACUGACGCCAUUUGAACUACAACAUUGAUUACGAAUUGAUAUUGCCUGAUACAAAUCCUGAUAUAAUUGCUAUCAUCCAUCAUUAAUAUCUAUCAUUGCUAUAUUUUUUUCAUCGCUGCUGAUUUUAAUACCACUAAUUGAUAAUUGACAAUUGAUAAUUGAUAUUGCUAUUGAUAUCGAUUAUAUUGACAUUACAAUUCCAUUGAUAUUCCUUCUUGAAACUAUCAGUUGUCGACAUAGUCAUAUUCAUCAGAUAUAAGUUAAAUUAGUUAUAGUAAUAUUCUGGAUAUUGAUAUCUCAUAGCUGAUUGCUCAUUGACUCCGAACUCAUAACUACCAUUGCUGUCAACUUCUGUUACAAAAUCUUAUCACCGAUAGCCGUCACCUAUAGAUCUAUAAUGUCCUCCCAGUUCACGGACGAGUUGACCCAGUUGCAGAAGGACAUCAACACUCAAAAGCCGGCCGAUGUCUUGCAGUUCUGUGCCAACUACUUCAACAACAAGUUGCAAGCACAGAGAUCUCAGUUGUGGAACCAGCAGGGCAAGGCCAACGCUGCUGGCAUCAACUUGUUCCCAAAUGUAGAUGUUCUGAAUCCGUAUGUUAACGACAGACAGCCCUCGUUCAAGUCUCCCUUCAGCGUCAACGAUCCCCAUCUGAUCCACGACGACGAUCCACACAGUGGCCCAGCACCUGCUGAUUCUACUUCUGCCUCUUCUGCUGGAGGAAUCUUCAAAAACGACUUCAAUGUGAAAACUCCCGCUUCGUCCAAAGCAGACCCUACUUUGGAUCCCAACGAUCCGUCAGCUGCUGCUGCUGCCUCUGGCUCCGGAAACGGAAAAGGUCCGUUUUCCAAGCUCCUGUCGAAGAUCCCAAUUGCCUUCAAUGCCAACAGAAGAACAUCUGUUUCUGCUGAAGCAUUAAACCCUGACAAGUUUAAGUCAGACUCGUGGAGACCGCCCAUCAACAACUUGACAUCGUCGCAAAAAGCAGCCUUGUCGAAAAACCUUGCUUCUAACUUCCUUUUCAAGCAGUUGGACGACGCGUCCAAGAAGACAGUUAUAGAAGCAUUGUCCAACAAGACCUUCUCUAAAGACACUGAGAUCAUCACUCAAGGUGAUGAGGGAGACUUUUUCUACGUCAUUGAAUCAGGUACUGUAGACUUCUACGUUAAUGGUGCUAAAGUUAGCUCAAGCAACGAAGGCUCUUCCUUUGGUGAAUUGGCCUUGAUGUACAACUCCCCCAGGGCUGCCACAGCAACCGCUGCUACCGAUGUCACAUGCUGGGCGUUAGACAGAGCCACUUUCCGUAGAAUCUUGUUGGAAGGAACAUUCAACAGACGUCUUAUGUACGAAGACUUCUUAAAGGACGUAGAUGUGCUCAAAUCUCUCCUGGCUCACGAAAGAUCGAAAUUGGCAGAUGCUUUAAGCACUGAGAUUUACCAUAAAGGAGACAAGAUCGUCACUGAAGGUGAACAGGGAGAGAACUUCUAUCUCAUUGAGAGUGGAAACUGCCAGGUGUACAAGGAAAAAGAGGGUAACAUCAAGCAGUUGACCAAAGGAGACUACUUCGGAGAGGUUGCCUUAUUGAACGACUUGCCUAGACAGGCUACUGUUGAAGCCUUGGAUACUGUCAUUGUAGCUACUUUGGGUAAGUCAGGUUUCCAGAGAUUGUUGGGUCCAGCCGUAGAAGUAUUGAGACUCCAGGAUCCAACCAAGGCACACUGA